AUGGCAUCUAUGGUUGACGCAUCUAUCGAGACUCGGCUGUUCAUUAACGGUGAGUUUCGACCAUCGUCUAGUAGCAAAACAUUCGAGGUGGUAUAUCCAUACACCAAAGAGGUCGUUGCGCAAGUCCAAGAAGCCGAUAUAAAAGACGUAGAAGAUGCCGUUACUGCUGCCAAGGCAGCUUUCCCCGCCUGGCGAGACCUGGGCACUGAAAAGCGUGGCGUAUACUUGCGCAAACUAUCCCAGCUCAUCUUGAAAUCAAAUCAAGAGCUGGCAAAGCUCGAAACUCUGUCCACCGGCCGACCAAUCUCACAGUUCUUCGACGUUAGUCUCGCAGCGCAGUUCUUCGAGUACUUCGCUGGUGGCGGUUGGACUGCGCAGGGAACGGCCAGCCUCAACACCCCAGACCACCUUAAUCUGACCGUCAAGCAGCCGUAUGGUGUGGUAGCACUUAUCAUCCCGUGGAAUUUUCCGCUUGUCAUGUUUGCCUCAAAGAUGGCGCCAGCACUAGCGGCAGGCAAUACAAUUGUAUUGAAGAGCAGCGAGAAGGCGCCGUUGACGUCUCUCUUUGUAGCCAGACUGAUUGAGGAAGCCGGCUUCCCACCUGGCGUUGUCAACAUCAUCUCUGGCCUCGGCAACCCUACCGGAGCGGUACUGGCAUCGCAUAUGACUGUCCGCUGCAUCAGCUUCACCGGCUCCACGGCCACGGGCCAGAAGAUCCAGGCGGCAGCCGCAAAGUCAAAUAUGAAGCACGUGCAUAUGGAGCUGGGCGGAAAGUCACCGGCGAUUGUCUUCGAAGACGCAGACCUGGAGACAGCCGCUGCGCAGACACAGUUCGGCAUCCAGUUUAAUAGUGGGCAAGUGUGCUCGGCGAACUCACGGAUCUAUGUGCACGAUUCAGUAGCUCAACAAUUCACUACGUUGUUCCGAGAGAAGUUUGCUGCUGUCCGGAUGGGUGAUCCACUCGAUCCUGCUACCUCGCAUGGUCCGCAGAUUGAUAUGCUGCAGUAUAACCGGAUCAAGGAAUACCUUAACAUUGGGGAGAAGGAUGGAACGUUCACUCUAGGUGGUGAUGCGAAAGACGGGUUCUUUGUGCGGCAAACUAUCUUUGAGGGUGUUGCUGAAGAUUCGCGGCUGAUGAGAGAGGAGGUCUUUGGCCCAGUUGUUGUAAUCAAUACUUUUUCCACAGAGGCCGAAGCGAUUGAGAAGGCCAAUGAUUCAGAGUUUGGCCUGUUCGCUGCUGUCUUUACCAAAGAUAUUGAUCGCGCCGUUCGUUUGGCUAAGGCUCUGGAUGCGGGCACUGUUGGGGUGAACUGCACUAGCCCGACGGGUGCUAUGGAUAGUGCAUUUGGUGGGCUCAAGAUGAGUGGCAAUGACCGGGAGGGACUUCUGCAUAGCCUUGACAACUUCCUUGAGACCAAGAGUAUCUUAAUCAAGGCAGCGCGUCUGUAA
Messenger RNA from Penicillium coprophilum, 1449 nucleotides. RefSeq names its product aldehyde dehydrogenase family protein. The transcript is spliced from 4 exons. The record is from RefSeq and is a predicted model, not a curated record. Lineage: Eukaryota; Fungi; Ascomycota; Eurotiomycetes; Eurotiales; Aspergillaceae. Bases 1 to 1449 code for a protein of 482 amino acids. Gene Ontology annotation, molecular function: aldehyde dehydrogenase (NAD+) activity.